AUGAAGUUCGACUCCUCCAUUCUCAUCGCCUCUUUGGCUGCCUCCGCUGUUGCGGCUCCGGCUCCUUUCACCAACGCUGGUCUUGGAAAGCGAUGGGUUGACACCACUGGUGGACAGAAGAUGCCUGCACACUUCGUCUCCACCGUCCGCAAGCUUUCCACCGAGAAGCUCAAGACCAAGCGUCAGCUUGACCAACUCCUCGGUGGAUUGACUGGAGGAGCAGGAGGUGCUGGCGGUGCUGGUGGCGCUGGAGGACUUGGUGACCUCCUUGGCGGCCUUACUGGCGGUGCGGCUGGCGGCAACGCGGCAGGUGGAGCGGCAGGUGGAGCUGGAGGUCUUGGAGACCUUCUUGGUGGACUGACGGGCGGCGGCGCUGCUGGUGGCAACGCUGCUACUGCUGGAGCUGCCAACACUGCCGGUGCUGCUAACACUGCCGGUACUGCCAACACUGCUGCUGCCGGCGCUGCGAACGGCAACAGUGCAGGCAAGGGUAAGGGUAAGGGUAAAGGCAACAAGGGUGCCGCAGGGGCUGCUGGUGCCAACGGCGCAGCCAACAACGGCACAGCCGCAGCAGGUGGUAACACUGGUGCCAAUGGUCAAGCUGGAAACGGCCAGGCUAACCUUCCCACUGCCGGUGCUGGUCAAGGCCAACAGGCCGCCGGAGCUGCCACUCCUGCCACUGCUGGUCUCGCUGGUAACGCGGCUCCCCCAGCCCCUCCUGCCAACGGUGCUGCUCCUCCCGCCCCUCUUGCAAGUGGUGCUGCUCCCCCAGCUCCUCCCGCCCCUCUUGCAAGCGGUGCUGCCCCUCCUGCUCCCCCGGCUGGUGGAGCUGCUCCUCCCGUUCCUGGCCAGCAGACUGGUACUGGUGCUGCUGGUACCGGUGCUGCAGGAACUGGCUCAACAGGAACUGGCUCUGCUACUGGUGUUCAGCAAGGAACUGGUGCUGCGGGUACUGGCUCUACUACUGGAACUCAGCAGGGAACAGGUCAGCUUACCCAGGGUAGCUCGGCCGGUACUGGCGCUGGACAGUCUACCACUGGCUCCACUACUGGAACUGGUGCGGCCACUGGCAACGGUGCUACUGGUAAUACUGGUGCUAACACUGGCGCUACUUCCAACACUGGUGUUACUGGCGCUGCUGGUGCUUCUUCCAACACUGGCGCUUCAACCGGCGCUUCCAACGCAGUUUCUGGCAAUGGAAAGACCUCAGGUAGCAAGAGCCAGUCUGCUGGUGACGCCGACUCCGCUCUCGCUGACUCCCAGGAGGAAGACUAG
This is a messenger RNA of Alternaria burnsii, 1275 nucleotides long. RefSeq lists its product as uncharacterized. NCBI's taxonomy places the organism in Eukaryota, Fungi, Ascomycota, Dothideomycetes, Pleosporales, Pleosporaceae. Bases 1 to 1275 code for a protein of 424 amino acids. The transcript is spliced from 3 exons. The record is from RefSeq and is a predicted model, not a curated record.